Messenger RNA from Arachis ipaensis, 1008 nucleotides. RefSeq names its product 20 kDa chaperonin, chloroplastic. NCBI's taxonomy places the organism in Eukaryota, Viridiplantae, Streptophyta, Magnoliopsida, Fabales, Fabaceae. Gene Ontology annotation, molecular function: protein folding chaperone; transition metal ion binding; protein-folding chaperone binding. The record is from RefSeq and is a predicted model, not a curated record. Gene Ontology annotation, cellular component: chloroplast; mitochondrion. Gene Ontology annotation, biological process: positive regulation of superoxide dismutase activity.
AUAGUGUUAGGGUUUUUAUCUUUUCAUUCACUGCCUUCACUCUCUCUCUUGUCGCUCACUCUUCUUCCACGAAGUGCUUAAGUUUUGGUCAAUGGCGACAGCUCAGCUAACAGCAUCCUCAAUUUCCUCGAGGAACGUGUCGUCGUUCGAAGGGCUUCGACCUUCGGCGGUUCAGUUCCCCUCCGUCGUCAGAAUUGGAACCCUCACUCAAAGGUCCUUCCGGGGUUUGGUUGUCAAAGCCGCCACUGUUGUUGCUCCAAAGUACACUGCUAUUAGGCCUCUCGGCGACAGAGUACUGGUUAAAAUUAAGGAAGCAGAAGAGAAGACCGACGGAGGAAUUCUACUUCCUUCAACUGCUCAAACAAAACCACAGGGUGGUGAGGUUGUUGCUGUUGGAGAGGAGAAAUCAGCUGGGAAGAGCAAAAUAGAAACUAGUGUUCAGAUUGGUGCGCAAGUUGUGUAUUCGAAAUAUGCUGGUACUGAGGUGGAGUUCAAUGGUGCAAAGCAUCUUAUACUGAAGGACGAUGACAUUGUUGGUAUCCUCGAGACCGAUGAGAUCAAGGAUCUUAAACCGUUGAAUGAUAGAGUCUUAAUACAGGUUGCACAAGCAGAGGACAAAACUGCAGGUGGUUUGUUGCUUACCGAAGCAAGCAAGGAGAAACCUUCUAUUGGAACGGUAAUUGCGAUCGGCCCAGGGCCUCUUGAUGAGGAAGGUAACAGAAAACCAUUGUCUGUUAAUCCUGGGAACACAGUCUUGUACUCCAAAUAUGCUGGGAACGACUUCAAGGGAAAAGAUGGUUCGGACUACAUUGCAUUGAGGGUCUCAGAUAUCAUGGCUGUCCUUUCCUAGUAACAAAUUGUUCUGUGUUUUGUAACUUAAAAAUUUUGUGUUCUUGAGGAAAAUGGAUUAUUUUUAAUCGGCGAUGACAAUUGAAACAUAGCUCAUUGCAAUUAUCUUAGAAAAUCUACAAACUUCUGGUAAUGUCAAUUGUUUUCAGUUGUCCGUAA